Spodoptera exigua (beet armyworm) is the source of this 543-nucleotide messenger RNA. NCBI's taxonomy places the organism in Eukaryota, Metazoa, Arthropoda, Insecta, Lepidoptera, Noctuidae. The record is from the annotation of a GenBank genome assembly.
AUUCCUUCAUCACCUAUAACAUUACAAUCCAAUCAUAUUGCAAAGGCUUCGUUCACACAAAUAUUACAUACAAACUCAAUCAAUUUAACAUCGACGGGUUAUACCAAGUUACAAACUUCGUUGAAACGUAGUCAGUCCUUAUCAAGUCGUCGGUCAAAACCAAUAUCCAAUAGUUUAUCUUAUCUACACUUUACCUGGCCAUUUUGUAUUUCGAGGAUAAAAUUCAACAUGUUGGGUCCUUUGGCAAGAAUUUCAAACCAAUCCGGAAGGAAUGUAAUGAGAAGUUUCAUCAGGAAUGGAUCUAACGGUGGAGUUCCUGGCGAGAACCUGCCAUUCAACAUCCACAACCGUACAAGGCUCACGCUGAACUUCUUCUGGUUCGUUGGCACUGGUAUUGCUGCUCCAUUCAUCGUGCUAUGGCACCAGAUGAACAAGAACUAAACUUGGUACAAUUCAGCUGAGCAAAGUUAAACUUAAUUAUUGAUUAAAUAAUUUUGUUACUAGCUAUGUAGAUAAAUCUCAAAUAUAUCUUAUAGAAAAUAU